Dipodomys ordii (Ord's kangaroo rat) is the source of this 3560-nucleotide messenger RNA. RefSeq names its product diacylglycerol kinase, iota (gene Dgki). The transcript is spliced from 35 exons. The record is from RefSeq and is a predicted model, not a curated record. Gene Ontology annotation, biological process: intracellular signal transduction; lipid phosphorylation; regulation of synaptic transmission, glutamatergic. Gene Ontology annotation, molecular function: ATP-dependent diacylglycerol kinase activity; protein binding. Gene Ontology annotation, cellular component: nucleus. The coding region runs from base 1 to 3045 and encodes 1014 amino acids. Lineage: Eukaryota; Metazoa; Chordata; Mammalia; Rodentia; Heteromyidae.
AUGGGGAAAAUGCAGCAGCCCUCCCCGCUCGCCCCUGCCCCGCGAAGCCUCGGGGCAGCCGGGGACUGGGGCGGCGUGGACCCGAGGGGCGCCGGAGCCGCGGGCGCCGCUGCGCUGGAAGAGCCCGGGGCUGCCGGCCAGAGGGACAAAGACGAGGCGCUGGAGGAGAAGCUGCGGAACUUAACUUUCCGGAAGCAGGUCUCUUACAGGAAAGCAAUCUCCCGGGCAGGCCUCCAGCACCUGGCUCCUGCACAUCCUCUCAGCCUUCCUGUGGCAAAUGGUCCAGCCAAGGAGCCCAGAGCUACUCUGGACUGGAGUGAGAACGCCAUCAAUGGGGAGCAUCUGUGGCUGGAGACCAACGUCUCAGGCGACCUCUGCUACCUAGGAGAGGAGAACUGCCAAGUCCGAUUUGCAAAAUCGGCUCUCAGGAGGAAGUGUGCAGUCUGUAAAAUUGUGGUCCACACCGCCUGCAUUGAGCAGCUAGAAAAGAUUAAUUUCAGAUGUAAACCGACAUUUCGAGAAGGAGGCUCGAGGUCACCAAGAGAAAAUUUUGUCCGUCACCACUGGGUGCACCGACGUCGGCAGGAGGGGAAAUGUAAGCAGUGUGGUAAGGGUUUCCAGCAAAAGUUCUCCUUCCACAGUAAAGAGAUCGUGGCCAUCAGCUGUUCCUGGUGCAAGCAGGCGUUUCACAAUAAGGUGACCUGCUUCAUGCUGCAUCACAUAGAAGAACCCUGCUCCCUGGGGGCCCACGCUGCUGUUAUUGUCCCGCCCACCUGGAUCAUUAAGGUGAAGAAACCUCAGAACUCCCUGAAGGCCUCUAAUCGGAAGAAGAAGAGAACCAGCUUUAAAAGGAAAGCCAGCAAAAGGGGGACGGAACAGGAAAACAAAGGGCGCCCUUUUGUGAUAAAGCCUAUUUCCUCUCCUCUCAUGAAACCUUUGCUUGUGUUUGUGAACCCCAAGAGCGGAGGGAACCAGGGAACCAAAGUCCUACAGAUGUUCAUGUGGUACUUGAACCCACGCCAAGUCUUUGAUCUUUCUCAGGAAGGGCCAAAAGAUGCGCUUGAGUUGUAUAGGAAAGUCCCAAAUCUACGAAUUCUAGCCUGUGGUGGCGAUGGAACGGUGGGCUGGAUCCUCUCCAUCCUGGAUGAGCUGCAGCUGAGCCCACAGCCUCCCGUGGGGGUCCUGCCGCUGGGGACUGGGAAUGACUUGGCUCGAACUCUCAACUGGGGAGGGGGCUACACUGAUGAACCUGUUUCUAAGAUCCUUUGUCAGGUAGAAGAUGGGACCAUUGUACAACUAGAUCGAUGGAACCUCCAUGUGGAAAGAAACCCAGAUUUGCCCCCUGAAGAACUUGAAGAUGGCGUGUGUAAGCUUCCUUUGAAUGUUUUCAAUAAUUACUUCAGCCUUGGAUUUGAUGCUCACGUCACACUGGAGUUCCAUGAGUCCAGAGAAGCAAAUCCAGAGAAAUUCAAUAGUCGCUUUCGAAAUAAAAUGUUCUAUGCAGGGGCGGCCUUUUCUGAUUUCCUGCAGAGAAGUUCUAGAGAUCUAUCCAAACAUGUUAAAGUUGUUUGCGAUGGGACAGAUCUCACCCCAAAGAUUCAGGAACUGAAGUUCCAGUGUAUAGUAUUUUUAAAUAUACCCAGAUAUUGUGCGGGCACAAUGCCCUGGGGAAACCCGGGAGAUCACCAUGAUUUUGAACCUCAGAGACAUGAUGAUGGAUACAUUGAAGUCAUUGGCUUCACCAUGGCCUCUUUGGCCGCCCUGCAAGUCGGGGGCCAUGGGGAAAGACUCCAUCAGUGUCGAGAAGUGAUGCUAUUGACGUACAAGUCCAUCCCCAUGCAAGUGGAUGGGGAGCCAUGUAGGCUGGCGCCCGCUAUGAUUCGAAUCUCCUUGAGGAAUCAGGCGAACAUGGUACAGAAGAGCAAGAGGAGGACUUCCAUGCCCUUACUUAACGAUAUCCACCAGGUGCAAGCGGCCGACCUGCGGCGCGUGUCUGCUCCGCCCGGUUCCUUCACCAUUCCCCAGUCUGUCCCAGAUCGCCUGAGGAUCCGGGUGAACAAAAUCAGUUUACAAGACUAUGAAGGAUUCCACUACGACAAGGAGAAACUUCGGGAAGCUUCCAUUCCAUUAGGUAUUCUCGUUGUGCGUGGAGACUGUGAUUUGGAGACUUGCCGUAUGUACAUAGACCGUUUACAGGAGGACUUGCAAUCAGUUUCUUCUGGCUCCCAGAGAGUUCAUUACCAGGACCAUGAAACCUCCUUCCCCAGGGCACUCUCAGCUCAAAGGCUGUCUCCUCGGUGGUGCUUCCUAGAUGCAACUUCAGCUGACCGCUUUUAUCGGAUAGAUAGAUCUCAGGAACAUUUGCACUUUGUGAUGGAGAUUUCCCAAGAUGAGAUUUUUAUUCUCGACCCAGAUAUGGUAGUGUCGCAGCAGGCGGGGACACCGCCCGGCAUGCCGGAUCUGGUGGUGGAGCAGGCCUCGGGGCUGACAGACUGGUGGAAUCCUACCCUGCGGAAGCGCAUGCUGAGUGACAGUGGGCUGGGAAUGAUCCCUCCCCACUACGAGGACUCAGACAUGAAGGACCUCAGCCACUCUCGUGGCCUGCAAUCACCAGUCUCUUCAGAAGAUCAUGCAAUUUUACAGGCAGUUGUAGCUGGUGACCUUAUGAAGCUAAUGGAAAGCUAUAAAAAUGGAGGCAGUCUACUAAUUCAGGGACCAGACCACUGCUCACUUCUUCACUACGCAGCUAAAACUGGCAACGGGGAGAUUGUGAAAUAUAUCCUUGACCACGGCCCUUCAGAGUUAUUGGAUAUGGCAGACAGCGAAACGGGUGAGACUGCACUGCACAAGGCUGCCUGCCAGCGGAACCGGGCGGUGUGCCAGCUUUUGGUGGAUGCGGGAGCAUCUCUGAGAAAGACGGACUCCAAGGGUAAGACACCUCAAGACAGAGCACAGCAGGCUGGGGACCCAGAUUUGGCAGCUUAUCUAGAAAGCCGCCAGAACUAUAAGCUCAUUGGCCAUGAGGAUCUGGAAACGGCUGUGUGACCCCCAUAGACAGGCAAGAAGAACAUGAGCAAGCAUAUCACCUGUGCCCUCCUGGCCACUGGGCAGCUCCUCUGAAGAAGCUGAUGGAAUCCAUGUAUCUGUCUCUCUCUGCAAGAAUCGAUCGGAGACCAUGCCACCCGCUGUUUAAGGGCUAUCACGAUAUACAACAGGACACGAUAGCCCAUUCAGAAGGAGGCCAGGCUACCUGGAGAUUUGUGGAGUACGAUUCCACAAAAUGUGAUCCUAUUGCUUCCAGCAAGCAGCAUGACCUUCUGUGUUCACCUGUAUAAUUUAUUUUAAUGAUUCAAAGGAUGUUCAUUUAAAUGGCACUGCUCUCUCCUCUUCCUAUGCAUUCGUCUCUCUCCCUACUACCACACAAUUCUACUGUAAUUACCCAUCAACUCAAAAAAAAAUACACAUAUUGCUCUUCUCUUUCCAAUGAGUCUUUGAAGACCACAAGGUUGUCUGGAGGUCUUUAAAAAAAAACCCUUUGGAUGUUCCACAGAAAUAUAACU